AUGGACUACCCUUCUUCUUAUUAUCAUCCUUCAAAGGGAGUCGUCUGCCAAGAAUUUAACCCAUAUAACUCUCAAUUUUGUCUAGCUAAGCAGACUCUAGAAGAGCUGGAAGAGGAUUACUUGAUGAAAACUGAUGUUAGAGCAGCUACUGCCAAUGAAAACAACCCUACAUUCAUGUCUAACAUUAAUAGUGGAUCGUCUUCUUCUUCUUCGCUCUCACCUCCCACUGCUUCUGAUUCGGUUAAUAUCAAUCAAAAUGGUGAAGUAUUAGCCUGGGACAAUUAUAAGGUGAAAACAAAUGAUUUAAUUAGAGGAGUCGAGGGAUGUGCUAUUAAGAGUGAAGUUUUCAGUAACGAAUAUAAUAAUAACAUCUAUAAUCCUCAACCAUUGAUGAUGAAUGGUGGAAUUAUGCCGCAGCCAAUACCAGAAUUGUUGUCAUUUCAGAUGGUGGAGUCUACUGCUGCUAUUCCCGUGGUGGAGCAAAAAUGGGGAGGAUUUAUGGAAUGUCUGUCUGGAGUCUCUGGACCAACAUUUGUGAAUCAGCCUCCUCCUGAUGCUAAUGGGUAUAUGGAUAACAGGGGAUAUGUGGAUAAUAGGUUGUCUCAUACACUGCCUAUGCCAAUGAAUGGCACGAAUGCAAAAGCUAUGGUUGUAGCGGCAGAUAAGGUAGAUAAGAAAUCGAUGGAAAAGACUAUGGAGCGGAGGCAGAAAAGAAUGAUCAAGAACCGGGAAUCUGCAGCGAGGUCCAGGGCAAGAAAACAGGCACAUACCAACCAGUUGGAACAUAGAGUGGCAGAAUUGACGAAAAUGAAUGAGAGGCUCCACAAAGAAAAUGGUAAGGUGUUAGUGUUAACGUCUGUGUACAUGAAAAAAUAUCUGCAUAAUGUGAUCUUGUGA
This is a messenger RNA of Papaver somniferum (opium poppy), 897 nucleotides long. Its product is annotated as protein FD-like. Lineage: Eukaryota; Viridiplantae; Streptophyta; Magnoliopsida; Ranunculales; Papaveraceae. Bases 1 to 897 code for a protein of 298 amino acids. Gene Ontology annotation, molecular function: DNA-binding transcription factor activity. The transcript is spliced from 3 exons. The record is from RefSeq and is a predicted model, not a curated record. Gene Ontology annotation, cellular component: nucleus. Gene Ontology annotation, biological process: positive regulation of DNA-templated transcription.